Molecule: messenger RNA, 1106 nt
Organism: Blepharisma stoltei
Lineage: Eukaryota; Ciliophora; Heterotrichea; Heterotrichida; Blepharismidae
Source: the annotation of a GenBank genome assembly
AUGAUGAUCAGACGAUUCUUUUCCUUCAAACUUCCAAAGCUACCGUUUGGGACAAGAGAAUUAGCCCCAGUUUAUGAUGACAACACAAUCUCAUAUUCUCUAUUAAUUAUUUUUUAUAACAAAAUCAAUUUUUCUUCCACAAAAUAAAAUAAUAAAAAGUGUUUUGGCUGUAAUUAAAUAAAAAUGCUUAUAAUGUGUAUACCAUUGGGGAAAACACCACCAGACCUAUGUUGACAAUUUAAAUAGUGUCUUGCUUCAUCCCUCCCCAUCCCAUGUCGGUGAAAGUAUCCUUGGAAAACUAAACGAAGCCCUCGGUAAAGCUUCUCCUUCAAUGCUGAAAGAAAAGCUCCAAAAACCAAUGGAGCAAGCUGCAAGUGCCCCCGGGUCUCAGCCGCACCCACCUAUUGAUGAAAAAGCUUCACAUAAAGCAGAUGACGCAAUGAAGCAAGCCAAAGAAAAAAUGCAGGAUACAGUCAAAGACACUGAAGGACUCAAAGAUAAAGUGCUUCACAAGAUAGAUGAAGCCAUGGGAGACUAUUCACCUAAUUUUCUUAAAGAACAAGUAAAACACUCUCAAGAAGAAUCUCAUAAAUCUGAGUCUGAUUUACCUUUAUUAGAAAUUAUCCAAAAUAGAGCUCAACAAUCAGUCCCAUUAAGAAAUAAUGGCGGAGGCCAUUACAACCAUUGUUUAUUCUGGCUUUGUCUAGGUACCGCCAAGAAGCCCCAACUGGCCGUCUCCUAGCUGACAUCAACAAAGAAUUCGGCAGCCUCGAAAAUUUCAUAAAAGAAUUUUCUACCCACGCAACUGAAGUUUUUGGGGCUGGCUGGACCUGGCUCUGCCUAAACCACCAAGGAAGACUAGAAAUCCUAGGACACCCCUAACCAGGACAACCCACUUAUGAAAGGCAUCAUAAAAAAAUCCAUCAAUUCCAUUUUUCACCCUUGAUUUGUGGGAACAUGCUUAUUAUUUGCAAUACCAGAACAGAAGACUGGAAUAUGUCCAAAAAAUGUGGAGCAUUGUGAAUUGGAAAAGAAUAGAAGAAAUGUAUGAACAAUACGCGAUAAAUGAAAAACCGGUCCCUGUAGACCAACUUUUGGAAGCAUAA